This is a messenger RNA of Trichoderma breve, 375 nucleotides long. RefSeq lists its product as uncharacterized. The record is from RefSeq and is a predicted model, not a curated record. Lineage: Eukaryota; Fungi; Ascomycota; Sordariomycetes; Hypocreales; Hypocreaceae. The transcript is spliced from 2 exons. Bases 1 to 375 code for a protein of 124 amino acids.
AUGGCCGUUCUAUCUCUUCUGGAACAUCUUCCGCUAGAAUGCGGGGGCACCAUAAACCUUCCAAGCUUAGCCAUAGAUCCGCCUAGCUCCGUACCACCUGAGCUUUUGCCCACCACUCUGCAGAAAUCCACACCUCAUGCGUACUGGAUAGACAUAUUCCCAUGCCACGUCAUGCGAGAUAAUCUGAUUCGUCUUUACGGGCAAUAUGAUACUCAUGACCUGCAGCGUGAUCUGGCGAAGAGUUUGUACGAAGGAUUUGUUGAUGGAGAGCAGCGCGGCUGCUUGGUUUGGGGUGAGCCAUGGACAGUCAACGGCUGGGAAGUCUUCUGGCAUCAACGAAUCGCUGGAGAGAAUCCCGAGGUGAAGAUGGAAUAG